ACUCACCUGAGCCCAGAGACAGCUCUGUUCCAGCUGCUGCCGGGGCACGGGGCACGGGCGUCCACAGGACAGACGGCACUCGCUCACCUCUCGGAGAUGGCGUGGACAGCCCUCUCCCUCUUGCUCUCCCUCUCCCACAGGACCCGGGCCACUCUGACCCUCAGCCUCGUCUUCCUCUCCUCCUGCUCAGCUGGCUUGGCAGGAGCAAGCAACAGCAAUGCCUCUGCCUUGGCGGCCCACCACCCAGACCCUGGGACCCUGCAGCAGUGCCUCAACGUUGACUACUGCCCUCUGGCCGACCGCUGCUGCAGAGGGAGCGUGGACCAGCAGGGCUGGAUCGCGGCCGCCGUGGGCUGGAGCCUCUGGUUCCUUACGCUGAUCCUGAUCUGCGUGGCCAAGCUGAUGACCCUGAGCCCGGAUGGGCCCAAGGACCUGGCCUGAGCCCCAGCCUUCUGCUCCUUGAAGUCUUGCCACUUUAAGCUUCUGUUACUUUAGAAAGGAAGGAAGGACGGGGAUGGGGGCUAAGAAGGAAUGAACUGAGCCCUGAGCUCCUGGGAACUGAGCCUUGAGCUCCUGGGGGACCCCUCGAGGAAGGCCCACGCCCCUCCAUCUCCUUCCCCGCCCCCAGGGCGUGCACCCAGGGGUGCACAAGAAACAGAUGGCUCAGUAUUUCAGUCCGUGUACUUGACACCAAACCCAAAACCUUGCCUUAGAAACAGAUACAGCCAUCACUGCACUGAGCCCCUUCCCUCGUCUCCAGGAGGUUGAACUGACCCCACGGCCCAGUCCCUGCUCCCCAGCACACUACAAUCCUCCCAGCUGUCGUGUGAGCGUGGGGCAGAGGCCUUGCUGUGAACACUGCCGGGAGUGUGUUGGGGGCGGGGGGAGGGGUGGU
Molecule: messenger RNA, 895 nt
Organism: Echinops telfairi (small Madagascar hedgehog)
Lineage: Eukaryota; Metazoa; Chordata; Mammalia; Afrosoricida; Tenrecidae
Gene: TMEM213
Product: transmembrane protein 213
Exons: 3
Coding region: 97-441 (114 amino acids)
Source: RefSeq, a predicted model, not a curated record